Ambispora leptoticha is the source of this 2412-nucleotide messenger RNA. NCBI's taxonomy places the organism in Eukaryota, Fungi, Glomeromycota, Glomeromycetes, Archaeosporales, Ambisporaceae. The record is from the annotation of a GenBank genome assembly.
AUGCUAUGGAAACACGUGGACUUGUCCAAAUUCAUGAUUGCUGGUGCCCCGUAUGGUGGUCCUAUCGCAAUGAUACGUGACGAUAAGAAGGUGCUAUUACUCCAGAAACAGCAACCUGUAAAGCCUACGAUAUAUCUAUAUACUUCAGCUGGUAAAUUAAUGGAACAAUUACAAUGGGAUAAAGGUCGAAUUAUUACUAUGGGAUGGACUGAUACAGAACAGCUAAUUGUAGUCUUGGAAGAUGGUACAAUUCGACUUUACGAUAUUCAUGGUGAAUAUACACAGUUUUCUCUCGGUAAAGAGGCAAAGGAUCACUCUGUCAUAGAUUGUCAAAUAUGGGGAACUGGUUUAGUUGCGUUGACUGGAAAUUUUAAGCUGAUAUCUCUUACGAAUUUCAGUGAACCAAGACCACGCUUAAUGGCUGACCCUGGAUUAAAUGAGCCUCCCCAUAGUUGGACGGUAAUUCCGCCUCAAUAUACUUUAAGCCGUCAUGUAGAAGUACUAUUGGCAACUGGGUCAACUAUUUUUACUGUGGAUGCCAAAGAAUCGCAAGAUCAGUUUCUACAGCAGGGACCAUUCACUAAAAUGGCUGUGUCUCCUAAUGGAAAAUUCCUUGCUUUAUUCACAACUGAUGGGAAACUAUGGGUCGUUUCAACAGAUUUUCAAAAAAAUCUCUCAGAAUUCCCUACUAAAUCCAAAGUUCCUCCUCAACAGCUAGUGUGGUGUGGAACUGAUUCUGUGGUAAUGUAUUGGGACAAGAUAGUACUGAUGGUAGGCCCAUUUGGUGAUUGGAUAAAACAUACCUACGACGAUGCUAUUUAUUUGAUCCCUGAAGUUGAUGGCGUGCGUGUUAUAAGCAGUGACAAAUGCGAGUUUCUACAGAAGUCCUCACUUUUGCCAUAUACAGACGUAACUGAGGAUAUCUUCAAAAUUGGCUCGACGACUCCAGGUGCAAUGUUAUUCGAUGCUCUUGAUCAUUUUGAAAAAAAAAGCCCAAAGGCAGACGAAAACAUUCGAAGCAUUCGGCCUGAACUUGCUGAUGCUGUUGACGCGUGUAUCGAUGCUGCAGGUCACGAAUUCAAUCAAUAUUGGCAACGCAAUCUACUAAAAGCUGCAUCAUUCGGAAAAGCAUUUCUGGAGUCCUAUAAUGCCGAUCGUUUCGUAAAUAUGUGUCAAACUUUAAGAAUAUUGAACGCUGUACGUUAUUAUGAAAUAGGGAUACCUAUAACGUUCACACAGUAUGAUCGGCUUACGCCUGAUGUACUUAUCGAUCGAUUAAUAAAUCGGCAUCAUCAUUUGCUCGCGCUACGUAUAUGCGAAUACUUGAAGAUGCGGUCUGAUAGGGUUUUAAUUCAUUGGGCAUGCGCAAAGAUAAAGAAAUCAAAAGACGAUGAGGAGACGAUUUGUCGUAUGAUUGUUGAUCAAUUGGCUAAUAAACCUGGACUUUCUUAUGCUGAAAUAGCGAAAACAGCGCAUGAAGUGGGACAACCUAAGUUGGCUACAAAGUUACUUGAUUAUGAACCACGCGCUGCAGAUCAAGUCCCUCUUUUGGUUAGCAUGCAAGAAGAUGAAUUAGCCCUAAUAAAAGCAAUAGAAAGUGGGGACACUGAUUUAGUAUACUAUGUAAUGCUGCAACUCAAAAGAAAGCUACAGCCGUCUGGGGAAUUUUUCCGAAUAAUAAACAAUAAACCCAUGGCAUGUAAUUUAUUGGAAGUGUAUUGCAAACAGCAAGAUCUAAAAUUGUUGAAGGAUUUUUACUACCAAGACGAUCGACACGUUGAUCGUGCAAAUAUCAUAGUUCUGGAGAGCUAUGAGCAAAAGGAUCUCAAAGAGAGGAUAGAUAAAUUAAAAGUAGCAUUAAAAUUAUAUCAAGACGAUAAGGAUCAUGCAUUCGAGGCAAAGGCAAUAGAAGAAAACAUAAAAUUAUUACAAAAGCAAUCGCAACUAGAAAAAGAGAUAUCAGGCCAGCAAUUCGUCGGGUUAUCUCUAAGUGAAACGGUACAUAAAUGUAUUAUGGCGAAGGAGUCGAGUAAAGCGGAUAAAUUAAAAUCUGAUUUCAAGAUAUCGGAUAAACGAUUUUGGUGGAUUAAGCUUAAAGCGUUAGUAGAGAUGCGAGAAUGGACGGAAUUGGACAAGUUGGCGAAGUCUAAAAAGUCUCCGAUUGGUUAUGAGCCAUUUGUUGAAGAAUGCAUCAAAGCCAUGCAACACAGAGAGGCCGCAAAAUAUAUUCUUAAGUGCGAGCCGGCUGUUCGUCCUGGUUUAUUUAUCAAAGUUGGAGACUUUAAAGCUGCCGGUCAAGAAGCACUUGCAUUGAAAGAUGUACAGUUAUUAAGGGAAAUCCGUAGCAAAUGUGGUAAUCAUAUUAUCGCUCAAGAACUGGAUGCUUACAUCGCACAAUUACAGAAUCGAUAA